AAUAUCAAAAUUUACUUGUAAUAAGUAUAUUAAUUGUGUCAACGGGUCCCAAUUGCAAGCCAAAAUGGCCGAUGCUGAUGAUGGAGCCGAGUUGCUGUUCUUUGACACUUUCUCACACGAAGAAGUCACCGACAUCAACUUGGACUUAGUGCAGUUUCCGAAGCCGGUGUUUAUCACACAGGUGCGCAUAAUACCAUUGGGCGCUCGCGUCCAAGCGGAUUUCCCAGGCGGCGUUCGUCUGGGCGCCACGAAUCCCUCAAAAUUCGAUCUGGAGUUCUUUGUGAAUGAUUUGGGAAUGCCGGGUGCCUCGGCAUUUGAGAACUUGGGCCUACUGCGAUACAACCAGAACGACUGCAUCCACCUUGAUUGCUCGCAGGAAAAGAUACCAACUGAUGGUCUCGUCCUCCGGGGUUGGUAUAGCGCCAUUACCCUAGCUGUCUACGGCAUCCUCACCAACUCGGUAACGGAGCCAAUUGCUAGUCCAACGUUGCCCUGCGAGCCAGCAAUGACGGGCCCCGAGAUGUGCAAUCUCAGUGGCGACAAUGUGCACAAUGUUCUCCUGCCGGACGAAGUGCUCAAGGAUGAAUGGUCUGAGCCCAUGCCAAGUGAGGUACUGCUGGUGACGGCUGCACAUAAGGCCAAUGUUAGCGACUACGAACACGAUGACAUCGAGUAUGGCUUGUCGCGCGAUCAUUACCAUCAGCAUGCGGAUGAGGAACAGCGUGAUUUGAGGCGUUUGCGACGCUCUACGCACUCCACGGAUCAUUCGCCGCCACCUCUGCGCACGCACACGCACUCGGAGAGCAACGACAGGGAAUAUCUGCGCUGCUCACGCGACAAAGCGCAACGGGAUUGGUCGCGCUCACCAGAGUAUUCGAGCCAUCGAUCGCGUCGUAAGAGGUCGGAGCGCUCACGUUCGGAUGCCGAUGAGCACAAGUGGCCGCGUACGCCGCCCGUUUCAAUUGAUUCGCCUACACGACCUCGUUCACCCGACACCAUGGACUAUGACGAUGAUGAUACACGCUCGCACUAUAAGCUGCAGAGUUCGCACGGCUAUCGGCAUUCCUCGGAAUCAUUGCCACGUGAGCGCGAGGAAGAGGAGCGCGAGCGCGAACGAGAACGGGAGCGGGAUCGGGAGCGUUCGGAUACGCCACAAGAGCAGUUUGAGCCGAUUCUGAGCGAUGACGAGAUCAUUGGCGAUGAUUUGGAAGACGAGGAAGCGGCACUCGAUGCGGCUGCUGCGGCCGAGUACGAACGAAAUCUGGAGGCAGCUGCAGCCGCUGCACCGCCGGCAAUAGACGCCUUCGAGCCAUGGCAACGUCCGCUGUUGUUUUACGAAGGUGAUUUGUUGUCGCAUUUUGGCAAAGAGCUCGACACGCUGCGUCUGCUCUUUAAGAAGCUAUCGCUACAAAUACGCUGGGACAAUGUGAGCGCUUUCAACGAGGAGCACAGCGGCGUCACCGUCGACGAACGCGAACAGUUUGUCUACUUGGGCGAGCAGCUAAACAAUCAGCUGGGCUACCUGAUGCACCACUACAAGCGACGCAAUUUUGUGCUGCAACAGUUUUUCAAGAAUGACGAAUCGCAUCUGCGUCAAGCGGCGAACAUAUUACAAAUAGCGCUCAGCUUUCAGGCGGCUUACAUGCAACCGCAGCCAGCAUUUAAGAUACGACACAUUAAACUUGGUGCACGGAUGGCCGAGUUGCUGCUGACGAAUGAGGAGCUGUUCAAGCAUCUGAUGCAGCAUCACAAUUUUGAUCCAUUCGAAGCGGUCUUUAGCCUUUAUCAGGAGCCCUAUAUGGCGCUAUCGAUUAAACUGCAGCUGCUCAAGGCUGUCUACUCCAUGAUCGACACGAAGUUGGGCAUUCGUCACUUUUUGGGUGACAAGAUCAAGGGUUAUCAGCGAAUACUCGAGUUCCUCAAGACUGCCAAGCUAACGCGCACCAAAUACGCCCUGCAGGCCAUCGUCAAGAAACUGCAUCUCUACGAGGCGCUGGAGUGUGUGCAGAAAAACUGCACACAGCUCUUCAUCCGCAAGGUGGAACGACCUCUGGCUAAGGUCUGCCAACAGAUCGAAUUCGCCUUUGAGAUGCUCAUGGAUGCUUUGUUGGUCAAUCAGCUCAGCUUCCAGCAGCCGCGUCGCUUUCUGCCGGUCUCCAAGAAGUUCGAACUGGUCACCGAUCCAAAUGCACAGCGUAGCUUUGGCAAUGCCCUGCAAUCUUAUUUUAAGCAGCAUAGUCUGGCCGAAUCAGUGCUGCUGAUUCUGAGCAACUCGAAAGAGUUGCCAGCGACCACAUUCUUGUGCACACUGGAUCUAUUACAUGCGCUGCUUAAAUCCCAUGUGGGCAUCGAUUACUUUGUAGACGAUGCCUUUGAAGCAACGCAAGCUAUUGUCUCCAUACUGCUAGGACUGGAUGAAGUACCGACGACACCCAAGACGUUUAUAUACAAGGAACAGCAAGUUCAAACAGAGCAGACAAAUGUAUCUGUAGAAUCGUCGGACAGCUUGCAAAAGGUCGAAACGGAAGUGAAAGUAGAAGCCUCUACUGUGGUAACUCCUGGGAGUGAAAAUAUUGCAAUUGAUGUCGGUGUGCAAACGGAGCUGAUUACUGGAGUCGCACUGAUGACAUACCAGAGAGUAAUUCCUGUUCCUCGACCAGUUUUUCCGCGCUUGGCCCGACUGGGCAUUGAGUUGGCUUACAAGGUGCAGACACGUUAUCACCUGGACGCUAUUGUCUUUACGGCCGCAGCGUCCGAAUACGAUGCGAUUAAAGUGGCGACGCACAUCCAUGCGAUAUAUUCGCAGACCUGCGAUCCAAAUGGACGACAGCACACCGUUGAAGUGCUCGGAAUGAAUAACAAUCUGAAGAUAUUCAUGGACCUCAUCAAGAAGGAGCAGCGACUGCAGUCACAGCGACAGCUCAGCUCCCCGGGCACCAAAUACAAGAGUCCAGUGCUAAGCUAUGCAGUGGAUAUGGUCGAUGCAUGUGUGCGUUAUUGCGAGCAGCUCGACUAUCUUAUCGAGCACGGCUCUGUCAUUCUGGAACUGGCCAAAAAUCAUGAAACCUUCGAGCCAUCUGUCUCAGCUGUGCUGCAGGAAAUGUAUGUGUACAUGAAGCCACUGGAGGCGAUCAAUGUGUUUAUCUACGAUGACAUAUUGCCGCUGGUUGAGGUCAUUGGGCGUUCCCUGGACUAUCUGACCACCUUUCCCGGUGAUUUGAUAAUGGCAUUACGCAUAUUGCGAUACCUGGUUAUCACCAAUUCGGCACCGCCUCCGGGCGUUAAAUCGUCCAGCAAGCGUAUGGGUACCGAGGAGCUCAAGCAUCGCUUUGUCGCCCUUCAGCUGUAUGCAGCGGAUGGGGUGCAGCUAAUGAUCCAAAUACUGGAACGCUUGUGCACGUAUUUUGAACAGCCGGGAAUGCAUGCGCCCGCUUUGAUGACCAUUCAGGGUGUGCACUGCUGCCAGAUUAUGUUGCUCACGCUGCAAAUACUUCGCGAGCUGCUCACCUAUGCCAUUCGGUGUCGCGAUGGCACCUUCAAAGAUCUAACCGCCAUCGACCAUCUUGUCAAGGUAUAUUAUCUGCUCUACUAUUACCCCUCACGCUGUCAGGCUGGCGCCGAGGUGGAACAGUGCAAACUGGAGGUGGUGCAAGCGCUGUUGGCCUAUACGCAGCCGGACGAGCAGGAUGAGGAGUCGCUGCACAAGUCGCUUUGGACGCAAAUGAUACGUGAGGUUCUGAAGAACAUCGAUGGACCAGCCAAUUUUAUACCGGGUCUCAAAUUGUUGGCGGAACUGUUGCCACUGCCGCUGCCGAUGCCACAACCGUUGAGUGAACAGCUGAAGCUGCAGCACAAGCAGCGUUUGAUUACCGAACGCAAGCUUUGGUCCGCACAUCUGCAUCCACAGAGCGGACAGAUUGCCAAGCUGGUGGAAGCCUUGGCGCCAUCAAGUUUCCCACAGCUCUCCGAACUACUGCAGCGCGUGUGCAUGCAGCUAUCGGAUUUGGCUCCAAACAUGACGCUGCUUAUAGCCAAGACUAUUAUGGAGUUGCUCUGCACCGAGUAUCAAACUGCAAACUGUAUGCCCACCACUAAUCUGGAGCGUCUACUCCGUUUCUCCACGCGUCUCUGUGCUUUUGCGCCACUCAAGAGCUCCAUGCUGUCCAUAUUGUCGGGCAAGUUUUGGGAACUGUUCCAAUCGCUGUUGGCAUUGAACGAGUUCAAUGAGGUCGUCUCCAAUUGCCAGGAGGCCGUGCACCGCAUUUUGGACAGUUUUCUCGACUCGGGCCUUUCAUUAAUUUCACAUAAAUCAAUUGCACAGCCAAGCCUCAAUUUGUCAGCUGCACUGCCGCCCAAGGAGCUAUUGCCACGCGUCAUCGAUGCCGUCUUCAGUAAUCUGGCCAGUGUUGAGGUGACACACGGUAUCUCUAUAUUGGCCGUUCGCAAUCUGGUCAUUCUCACCGAGCAUGACUACACAUUUUAUCACCUGGCACAGUUGCUGAAGCAGAAGAUUAGCGAAUUCCAGGCUUGGAUGGAGCGUGUUAUACUCCACAAUGAGACAGUCGAGUUCCAUGCCAACAUUGAAUCGUUAAUUUUACUGUUGCGCUCGUUGACACAAAUCGAGCCACCGCCAGCCAUGUCCGCAAUGCCCCAGCGUACGCUUAAGUUGGGCGCCGUGGAGCUCGCUCAGCUGCUGGAGUUUCAGGAUGUUGAGCUAGAGAGGGCGCCGGUGCUCUUACGUAUACUCAAAGUGCUUGAGAAGUUCAAGGCAUUGGUCAAUGAGGCGGCACUGUUGGACUUGAAGCAGCUCAUUGCACUGCAUGCAUCCAGGCUUGAUCAGGAGACGCUCCCAGUAGCGGCUACUCAAACCGAAGAUGCUGAUCCAACUGCAACUGGCAGCACCAAUAUUGUUGGACCGCUAAGCGUUGAGCCCUAUCUGCCGCAAGCGGAGGGCAUUGUUACCCAAUACGAGGCACGUCCGAUCUUUACGCGCUUCUGUGCGACGGCUGAGAAUGCACAGCUGACGGCAAGCUACUGGCUUGAUCCGCUGCCCAUUGAGGUAAUCGAGGAUAUGGAUGAGCCGCUGUAUGAACGCAUUGCCUGUGAUUUAACGGAUUUGGCCAAUGGGUGCCUGAAUCCCGAUCUGAAUCUCACCGGCGAUUGCAAACGCGUCCUGCACUUAUCGGGCUCACCGCAAUCCAAUCGCGAAAUGACACCCACAGCGCCCUGUUUCCGCACGCGACGCGUCGAGGUGGAGCCCGCAACAGGUCGACCCGAGAAGAAAAUGUUUGUGAGUGCAGUGAGGGGACGCGGAUUUGCCAGGCCGCCACCCUCCCGUGGCGACUUGUUCCGCUCCCGGCCGCCAAACACUUCCCGACCCCCAUCGCUACAUGUGGAUGAUUUCUUGGCGCUGGAGACGUGCGGCGCCCAGCCGACAGGGCCAACGGGUUACAAUAAAAUACCCUCAAUGCUGCGCGGCUCACGAGUGGGUCGCAAUCGUGGCUCACGCAUCUCAGCAGCAGCUGCUUACAGGCAAAAGAAACUUAUGAGGAUUGGCUCACCCUCCAGCUGGUCUGAGUCUCCUGGUACGCCGUAUCGGUCCAGCAAUUCGGACUCGCACUUUAGCAAUAGCGAUUCACAUUAUACAUCGCCCCAUUACAGUGGACGACCUCGUGGGCGUGGUCUGCGAUCCCGACCGCCCUAUUUGCGUUAGAAUCAAA
Drosophila grimshawi is the source of this 5720-nucleotide messenger RNA. It is a transcript of the gene vir, whose product is annotated as protein virilizer. Bases 65 to 5713 code for a protein of 1882 amino acids. Gene Ontology annotation, molecular function: RNA binding. The record is from RefSeq and is a predicted model, not a curated record. NCBI's taxonomy places the organism in Eukaryota, Metazoa, Arthropoda, Insecta, Diptera, Drosophilidae. The transcript is spliced from 5 exons. Gene Ontology annotation, cellular component: RNA N6-methyladenosine methyltransferase complex.